CCUGGAACGGAUUUUACCGCAUUAGAAAUCAAAACGUGAUCAGAACGGGAUCAGAACGGCAGUUUACCGCACUGGGAUUCCUUUUUCUUGAAACCGUUCUGAGAACGGUUUGCUAUAGCGCAUGCGUAUUAGAUCUUGUGGGCGGUUUACCAAUGACGUCGCCACUCUGUGGUUGUUUUGACCCGGAAGUCGUCCGAUGACUUCCUUGUGGGGUGUAAAGAUGGCGUCGGAGAAAGCAUUUUUUGAUCUUGUGAGCAUGGUAGAGAAAGAAGAAGAGCGAAGAAGGAGAAGAAUGAGUCGCAUUGCCAAAUCGCUUGUCCUCAUUUCGCGCCGGAGGGCUGCUUUGAGUAAGAUUGCAGUUAUGGCUGCCAGCGGCAAUCUAGAUAUAUCCAGUUGUCUGGCAUGGAUGGCGACCUGGCCUCGCAUCCCACGUUGGUGGCAACAACCCCGGGAGCAGACCAACUGGUGGAGUGACGAAGUCCUCCAGCGAUGGGAUAACGACAUGUGGGUUUCUAACUUCCGCAUGUCUAAAGAAACCCUUUUUGAUCUGGCUAACAUCUUAAGACCAGAGCUGGAGCGUGGGGAGUCUAGAUUCCGGAGUCCUAUCCCGGUGGAGAAGAGAGUGGCCCUAACUAUUUGGUGGCUCUCAAGCCCUCUGAUGUAUAGGAAGGCGGCUUCCCGUUUUGAGGUUGGAAUAUCCACAGCUGCAGAAAUUGCCAUCGAGGUGUGCCUUGCUAUGGAGAAGCUGCUGCUGAGGAAAACUAUCCAGCUUGGAAACUACCACACGAUUAUGGAUGGAUUUCAGAGACUUGGAUUCCCACACUGCAUAGGAGCUAUUGAUGGCACUCAUAUCUCUGUUUGCCCACCGCUGGGACGCAGAGAGGAAUACAUCAACCGCAAGCAGGGAUUUUCAAUUGUUCUGCAAGCAACUACAGACCACAGUGGAAGGCUAAUCGACAUAGAAGUAGGGAAUUGUGGGAGGUCGCACGAUAGCCACAUCUUUAAAAAAUUCCGCUAUCUGUGA
Sceloporus undulatus (fence lizard) is the source of this 1024-nucleotide messenger RNA. Its product is annotated as protein ALP1-like. Bases 197 to 1024 code for a protein of 275 amino acids. The transcript has 2 exons. NCBI's taxonomy places the organism in Eukaryota, Metazoa, Chordata, Lepidosauria, Squamata, Phrynosomatidae. The record is from RefSeq and is a predicted model, not a curated record.